Piliocolobus tephrosceles (Ugandan red Colobus) is the source of this 292-nucleotide messenger RNA. Its product is annotated as radial spoke head 10 homolog B-like. NCBI's taxonomy places the organism in Eukaryota, Metazoa, Chordata, Mammalia, Primates, Cercopithecidae. The record is from RefSeq and is a predicted model, not a curated record. The annotation marks the transcript as partial. The transcript has 2 exons.
AUCUGGAAAUAUAUACGAAGGCCAGUGGGAAGACAACAUGCGCCACGGGGAGGGGAGGAUGAGGUGGCUGACCACCAACGAAGAGUACACUGGGCGGUGGGAGAGGGGCCUCCAGAAUGGCUUUGGAACACACACGUGGUUUCUAAAGAGAAUCCCCAGUUCCCAGUAUCCCUUGAGAAAUGAAUACAUAGGGGAGUUUGUAAAUGGACAUCGUCACGGACGCGGCAAGUUUUAUUACGCCAGUGGAGCCGUGUACGACGGAGAAUGGGUUUCCAAUAAGAAACAUGGCAUG